Oreochromis niloticus (Nile tilapia) is the source of this 2173-nucleotide messenger RNA. RefSeq names its product lectin, mannose-binding, 1 (gene lman1). Gene Ontology annotation, biological process: endoplasmic reticulum to Golgi vesicle-mediated transport. Gene Ontology annotation, cellular component: endoplasmic reticulum membrane; COPII-coated ER to Golgi transport vesicle; Golgi membrane. Lineage: Eukaryota; Metazoa; Chordata; Actinopteri; Cichliformes; Cichlidae. The transcript is spliced from 13 exons. The record is from RefSeq and is a predicted model, not a curated record. Gene Ontology annotation, molecular function: D-mannose binding. Bases 154 to 1704 code for a protein of 516 amino acids.
UGGUGCAAAUGUUACAGAGAGAGAGAGCGUAGAGAGGAAGGGGCGGGAUUAAAUAGGACCCAAAAAUCGUCCAAUGAGAAAACGCCCUGUUGGCCCAACAGGCAUCCCGUCAUGCUCGCGGACUCAGCGCUACGUCAGCAGUGAUACAGAAACAUGGCGGUGCCCAUAGCGGAGAGCCCGGCUGUCGGCGCUCGUUUGUUGAUAAUAACUUUUGUCACGACGCUAAUAUUUCACAGCAGUGUCGCCGACAUCACCGUGGGAGCUUCGACGUCAGAGGAGGCUCCACACCGCCGGUUUGAGUACAAAUACAGCUUCAAAGGACCGCACCUGUCUCAGAGUGACGGCAGUAUCCCUUUCUGGAUCCACACUGGAAAUGCCAUUCCUAGCGCAGACCAGGUGCGCAUUACGCCAUCCCUCAGGAGUCAGAGGGGUUCUGUUUGGACGAAAAACAAAGUCAACUUUGAGCACUGGGAGGCCGAGGUGACAUUCAGGGUAUCUGGAAGAGGAAGAAUGGGGGCCGACGGUUUGGCCGUGUGGUUCACCAGUACACAAGGCCUUGAGGGUCCAGUGUACGGAGCUGCUGAUCAGUGGAACGGAAUUGGAGUCUUCUUUGAUUCUUUUGACAAUGACGGAAAGAAAAAUAACCCAGCUAUUCUCGUUGUGGGAAACAAUGGCAACCUUGUUUAUGACCAUCAGAACGAUGGCUCCACGCAGGCCCUUGGUACAUGUUUACGAGACUUCCGCAAUAAACCCUACCCUGUCAGAGCCAAAAUAACAUACUACAAAAGGACACUGACGGUCUUGAUCAACAACGGUUUCACUCCGGACAAAGAGGACUAUGAGUUCUGCACAAAGGUGGACAACAUGGUCAUUCCAUCUGACGGUUUCUUUGGCAUUUCAGCUGCUACCGGUGGUUUAGCAGAUGACCACGAUGUUUUGUCCUUCUUGCUAUUCAGACUCACAGAGCCUGGCCAGCAACCGCCCCCAGUUGAAUCUGAGAUUCCUAAAGAAGAGAAGGACAAGUACCAGGAGGAAUUUCAGAACUUCCAGCAAGAGCUCGAUAAAAAGAAAGAGGAAUUUCAGAAGGAGCACCCAGACGUCCAAGGAGAACCAAUUGAUGAUUUGUAUGAGAGUGUGAAUGACCGGGAGAUUCGUCAGGUGUUUGAAGGCCAGAACCGGAUCCAUCUGGAAAUCAAACAGCUCAAUCGGCAGCUCGCUAUGAUCCUGGACGAACAGCGUCGAUACGUCUCCGUCAUCACGGAUGAGGUCGCCAAAAAGGGGACAAACACUGAGUCAGGACAGCUGGAUUCUGCUGGUCAGCAGCUGGGCUCCAUCGUAGCCACGCAGCAGGAGGUUCUCAAAAGCCUGAACGAGUUGAAAAACUCCUUUCACGAGUCGCUGAGACAGAUUGGCUCUGUCCAGAAUCAGGGUAAUCAAGCCCCUAUGGGGACAUACGAGACCAUGCAACAUUUCAACGACAUCAAGGAACAUCUGCACACCGUCAAAAGGAACGUGGAGAACCUGGUUCAGCGUAAUGCUCAGAAUCCAGCUGACAAGGCCGUGAAGUGUCCCGAGUUGCCUCCCAUGCCUUCCUGCUUAUCCACUGUUCAUUUUGCAAUCUUUGUCGUGGUCCAGUCAGUCCUAUUCUUCUGCUACGUCAUGUACAAAAGUCAACAAGAAGCAGCAGCUAAGAAGUUCUUUUGAUGGCCUACGUUCAUAAAGCCGAAGUGUAUACAUGAGGGAAUGUCCAUUUUCAUAAUUUUUUUUUUUUUUUUUUUUUGGAUGGGGUUUGAUUAUUUUCAGUGUAAGUUAUUUUACUUGAAAAAUUGGUUUUGUUGUAGAUGUUUUUUUUAAUUCAUUGCAGAUUUGUAAUUUGAUCAGUGUGACACUUCUGGAUUUCCAACAUGAUGUAACAUGUUCCUUACAGUAUUCCUGGUUGGUCAGAUCCUUAGAUUUUUUUUAAAAAAAGAGAGAAAUCUGCCACAGUCCCAUUCCCUGAAACAGAACCUGUGUUUUGAAAUGUGCAAUUUUGUAUAAAAUACAGCAGAACUAUUGAUAAUGUAAACCUAGACAUUGGAUUUCUGGGACUGUUUAUCUCUUUCAGUUGAGUCAAACAUGUCAGAAUCUGACAUAUCCUCUACCUGAACAAUUUACAUAAACUACCUUAAACAAA